Molecule: messenger RNA, 1014 nt
Organism: Paramecium pentaurelia
Lineage: Eukaryota; Ciliophora; Oligohymenophorea; Peniculida; Parameciidae
Source: the annotation of a GenBank genome assembly
AUGGGUCCAUGCUCAAUAUUAUGUUGCAAGAAAGAUGAUAACUAAGUAGUGGAAAAGUAAAUAAUUACUGAGAUUAAUCAUGCUUUAACAACAGAAGAUAGAAAAGUGACUGAAUUUCAAGAGAAAAUAACUUCAAUUAUUAAAAUAUAAGCUCAUUAUAGAGGACAUUCUGUUAGGAAAAAAAUGAAUUAAUAGGAAAGCAAAUAAUUUAUCAAGGAAAGUUCGCUUUCAAAUAGAAUUUGUAUUAUCGAGGCAAUAAAAGAGGAAGAUUAAUAAUUAAUUAAAUAAACAGAAAAAAAUUAAGAGCCUGUAGAAUUGCCUGAAAUAGAAAUGGUUGAUGGAAGUAAAUACAAAGGAUAAUGGAUGAAAGGGUAGAGAUGGGGCUUAGGAAGGCAUUAAUGGGCUGAUGGUUCUGUUUAUUUAGGAGAAUGGAAACAAAAUUUCGCUUGGGGAAGAGGUAAAUUAAUGCAUGCAGACGGAGACGAAUAUGAGGGAGAAUGGUAAAGAGAUUAGGCAGACGGAUUUGGUAUAUAUAUUCAUUCAAAUGGGGCUCGUUAUGAAGGUUAAUGGAAAGAUGAUUAACAGAGUGGAAAAGGUAUAGAAAUAUGGAAAGAUGGUUCAAAAUAUGAUGGAGAAUAUAAGGAGGGCAAAAAACACGGAUAUGGACAUAUAUUUUUUGCAGAUGGUUCAUAGUAUGUUGGAUAAUUUUUUGAAAAUUAGAUACAUGGAAAUGGAGAAUAUACUUGGUUUGAUGGGAAAUCUUAUAAUGGUUAAUGGAAGAACAAUAAAAUGGAUGGAUAUGGUACGAUGACUUGGGCUGAUGGGAAAAAAUAUGAAGGUGAAUACAAAAACGAUCAAAAGCAUGGAUUUGGGACAUUCUACUGGGGAGAUGGUCGUUUCUAUUCUGGAUAAUGGUUUAGUGGAAAGUAGAACGGGGAAGGAGAGUACACAACAACUACAGGUGAAAAUAGAAGAGGCUAUUGGGAACAAGGCAAAAGAGUCAAAUGGUUAUGA